AAGCCCCGCCCAGCCGUGAAUCCACUUGACCGCAGCGCCACGGAGCUCGAGACCGGAGAGCAUCAUGGCAGGGAUGGAGCUCGCGCCCUUCAGACCGUGGGGUGAUCUCUUCCCUGGGGUUGACCGCUUCUCCAAACCAGAGGUGUCUGAUUUAAGCAAAUGGAAUAACAGAGUGAUCAGCAAUCUGCUUUAUUAUCAGACUAAUUACUUUGCGGCAGCUGUCGUCUUUAUUCUGAUGGUCGGUGAUGUGUGCAGGUGUCUGAACCCGCUGGGCAUGUUUCUUGGUGGAGCGGUCGUGGCUCUGGUCUUCAUGGGCUCGGUGUGGGCAGGAGAGAAUAAAGCUGUGAUCAAGAACUUCAAGAAGAGAAAUCCCACCCUGUUUGUUGUGGGUGUCCUGGGAAUCAGCUACUUCCUGUUGUCCCUGUGUGGAGGAGUGAUAGUGUUUCUCUUUGGUAUCACAUUUCCCAUGCUCCUGAUCCUCAUCCACGCUUCUCUGAGACUCCGCAGCAUGAAGAACAAGCUGGAGAACAAGAUCGAGGGUGUUGGCCUAAAGAAGACACCCAUGGGAGUCAUCCUGGAUCUCCUGGAUCAACAAGAAGAGAAAAUCAACAAAAUCCAGGACUUCCUGGAGAGUAAGCUGAAAGAUUGAGCAUGAAACCAUCACAUACAUGCAGCCACUGGUUCUUCUUCAGUUGUUUUGUGCUUGUUUAGGUCUUGGUUUCACAGCCAAAUACCAAAAUGGAAAUAUUUUUUUUAAAUACCAAAGUGUGAGGAAGUUCCAGACGCAUACAUGUUUGUCUCCAGAGACUGGGACUGAUGACAAUGAUGUUUUAGUCCGUGCAAGUAUAAGACAGUCAUUCCCAGUGCGUAUGCAGCUUCCAUUUACAUUUCGCCUAUUUUUGUUUUUAUUCAGGAUGAAUUAACAUAAAAGUGUAAGCUUUAUAAAGCUGGAAUAGAUUUCUAAAGACAGAAUCACUGAAAGCACUUUGAUAUAUUGUAGAUUUGGUCAUACCCUAUUUUCCCCCAUGGUGAAACAAUCAUCAUCCUUCUGGCGCACAUUUGUAAUAGAAAUUAAAUGUUUUCAUAUGAGCUGAUAUGAUGUAUGAUGGAGGAGUGUGUAUUUAUUGCAUCUCUUGCCAAAUUGCAUGUUCUGAUUCUUUUGGCUAAUAAAGAAACAUCUACGUGCUUCUGAAAUUAAAGCACACACGGCUUGUUUGCUGGUUUGUACAGAUUUAAUAAAGGUGGAAUGUGGAAAAGA
Molecule: messenger RNA, 1258 nt
Organism: Carassius gibelio (silver crucian carp)
Lineage: Eukaryota; Metazoa; Chordata; Actinopteri; Cypriniformes; Cyprinidae
Product: PRA1 family protein 3-like
Exons: 3
Coding region: 65-649 (194 amino acids)
Biological process (GO): negative regulation of transport
Cellular component (GO): membrane
Source: RefSeq, a predicted model, not a curated record